AUGUACGCCUUCUUAGCACCGUCCUCGCCGCCACAGGACAGUGGCUAUGGGCCGUCUGGGUCACGAUCCCGAAGAACCGGCCAGAACUCAUCCGAUGACUCUGGGCCUUUGGUUCCCGUAGUGUCCACGAGAUACCGCGUUGCAUACCCUGACCUCCGUCGAUGGCCCCUCGAGUGUUUGCCAGGUCCUGAUCCCGAGAUUCUUGUCCAUCAUGGACAGGCGAUCCGAGAAGCUGCCAACACUAUCCUUUCUGAGCACGGUCUGCUAGAGGAUUUGAACACUUUUGCUAUCCUUACUGAUUACGGUACGGUAGAGCAGCCUAGUUGCUUUGCAGACACCUCGAUGCAAAGAACAGAAGAUCAGCCGGGUACUGAAGAGCCUACGGUCACAGUCAUCCUUCCUUGGUUACUUGAUUCAAAAGCGAAAUGGACUUCAGCGGUUCAGGCUAUUGCCAUUCGCAACAAAGAACUCCUCCAAGGCACCAAGUUUGAGGAUACUCCUCCUCGUAUCGAUUUCAUGGCAUCUGAGAUAGUCGGGCCCAUCUACCUGGGUGUGGUAAAAGACAGGCCUGAUCUUCUUCAAGAUUGGGAUCACAUCAAGAGAGUUGUCCAUAAGUGCCUCAACACAUUUGACGCGACACGCAACUUCCUAACGUCCAUGGUUCUAUUGCGAUACGGCCUUUCACCUAACUCUAAUGCCAAUCCUAUCACGGUCUAUAUAUCGGUUAAUGACAGGUCAGACGAGACGCAAUGGGAUCCGAUUUUGACCAACAUUGAGAAAUCGCUCGAGGUCAUCGGAUGGUCCGAUAUUCGUGUCCAUCUUGAGCAUAACUCACCAUGUCUUCUCCCAUUCGAAUUGUUAGAUCCUAAAGGCCGACCAGAAGACAUCAUGGACAAGAUUUCCAAGAACAACCUAUUGAUUCAGGGAGAUUACCAUGAUAAGGUCGAACUUGGUGACGAUAUUUCCAUCUCUAAGGACGUUGUCCGCGACGAUGGUGAAACCUGCAACUCUCUAUGCGGCACCCUGGGUUGCUACCUCGAGAUCAAAACUAAGACAAACCCGCAAUGGACCAGGGUCGGCCUCACCAACUACCAUAAUGUUCGGCCUGGCUUCCAAGGCUAUACUAUUAAGAAUAUCAAUGGGGAAUCCAAGACUGGCCCUCCAUCAUCCAAUAGUCAACUCCUUAACGUCGACCAGAAUGGCUGGAAGCCUGGCAUGGCUGGAGAUCCAACUGUCUUUGAAAGCCCUUCUCGAAUCAAACAUAACUACACGGUAUGGGAUCUCAAGCAGAGGAUCCAGGAAGCCAAACACAUAGUGCAAGGUGAUCCCUCCGAGGAAAAUAAGAAGGACCUUGCUAGUCUAGAAGGAGAAUUACAACGAAAGGUUGACUUCUUUGACCAGGAUAAGCAGCUAUUGGGCCCUCUAAUCGCUGCUUCCGGCUAUGGGCGAAGGUCUACCAAGAAUCACAGACUUGACUGGGCAUUGAUUGAAGUUCCAGAGCAUCGACAAGGUUCUAACUGCUUGCCCCUCAAGCGGGAGUGGAUGAAGUACCCACAUCAUCGUUUGUACCGUCCAGAUCCUAAGACAUAUGGCCAGCCCUUGAAGAACCAAGCAAAGUCCAUGCUGCCUCUUGAAGAUCGCGCAAGUCACUUACCUCGUCUCGACAGCAAUGUCUGGAAACUCGGCACUACGACCAAACUCACUGCUGGCCAGUUCAGUGAGUUCAAGAACGAUGUCCAGCUAUCUGAGGAGAGCCAUAUGUCACAGGCGUUAUCGAAUGAGUAUUGUUUUGUGUAUAACAACAUUGUUAAUCAAGGUCCAUUCUCUGGGCAUGGCGACUCGGGUGCGGUUACCUUUGACGAGAAGGGAUGCAUUGUUGGCUUGUUGUUUAGAGGGCAAGUGCCUAAGCAAGUGAACCCAGGUACGAGGGGGCUGACCUAUGUCACGCCCAUCGAGGAUGUCUUUUUAGACAUCAAGAAGUUCACCAAGGGCACUAAGUGUGAAAUCAUUGAUAUCCGUGUUGCCCAGUGA
Molecule: messenger RNA, 2031 nt
Organism: Fusarium musae
Lineage: Eukaryota; Fungi; Ascomycota; Sordariomycetes; Hypocreales; Nectriaceae
Exons: 1
Coding region: 1-2031 (676 amino acids)
Source: RefSeq, a predicted model, not a curated record